Messenger RNA from Spodoptera litura, 872 nucleotides. RefSeq names its product venom protease-like. Gene Ontology annotation, biological process: proteolysis. The record is from RefSeq and is a predicted model, not a curated record. Gene Ontology annotation, molecular function: serine-type endopeptidase activity. Lineage: Eukaryota; Metazoa; Arthropoda; Insecta; Lepidoptera; Noctuidae.
CGGCUUGGAUACGGUGACGAUUUAUCUUCAGCUCAGUGGCUAUGCGAAGGGACAGUGAUCAGUGAAAGGUUCAUAUUGACAUCUGCACACUGUACCAACGCUGGUGUAUUCGGUACAAUGGCGUUUGCAUCGCUCGGUCUUCACAACAAGGACCGACCGGAAUAUUGGAACACAUACAAGAUCAAGAAGAUCAUUGUCCAUCCCAAUUACAACGAACCUUCGUGGUACAAUGAUAUAGCUCUUUUGGAGACAGAAACUGAGAUAAUGUUCGACAGUAAAAUUUUACCAGCGUGUUUGGAUGUUGAUAUUCAUAAUAAAAGAGAAGCAGAAGCAGCUGGAUUGCGAAGUCACGUCAUUGAUAACAAGUUAUUAGAGAGGUCGAAGAUGCAACCGAUAUUGUUAAAGGAAUUGGAUACGAUAGACUGUCUCCUCGCAUACAAGCGUGCCAACAACCUCAUGCAUGGGUUUGAUUCUAAGUUACAAAUGUGCUAUGGAAGGCAAAAUGUCUCCGAAGAAACUUGCAAGCGUUUCAGCGGCAGUCCUUUGCAGUUAGACCACUACAGAUGUCAGUACACAGUGAUCGGUGUCACUGCCCACACCGGGACUUGUGGUAGACCCGAUGUACCGGAGUUCUUCACCAAGAUACGGAACUACGUGCCUUGGAUAGAAAGCAUCGUCUGGCCAGGAGAAGACUGAAUAUUUUUAUCAUAAUAUAAUACCUCUAAUUUAGUUGGUAAACUUUGUUUCAUUUCACUAGGUCCAAAGCAAGUAGGCUGUGUGGGUUUUUCUUAUGUUAACGUGAUCACAACGUUAUCGUAUUUUUUUAUAAAGAAAGAAAGAAAGAAAUCACUUAUUUGCUAAUAAUAUAGGUA